Molecule: messenger RNA, 766 nt
Organism: Homalodisca vitripennis (glassy-winged sharpshooter)
Lineage: Eukaryota; Metazoa; Arthropoda; Insecta; Hemiptera; Cicadellidae
Exons: 5
Coding region: 1-489 (162 amino acids)
Source: RefSeq, a predicted model, not a curated record
AUGAGAAAAGUGACAUUGCCAGAGCUACAAGACUUGCUUGCGGUUUUCGUCUCUCUUCGCUCUGGAUCCAAACUAUUUGGUUUCAUCUCUCUGAUAGGGAGCCUGUUCAUCUGCUUAGAAUGUGCCUGUGCUAUAAUAUUGUUUCAUGUGCACCCGCAAUUCAUAACUACGGCGGUAGGCGCCUUGGCCGUGGAGCUCCUGGUGCACAUCGUCCACUCUGUCACUUCGGUGUUCUUGCUCUUGGGAGUAUAUCAGGAUAAACCUAACCUCAUGUUCUGGUGGCUGAUUACUGCCGUGCUGAUCUUCGUGAUGGAAACCUUCCUGUUGCCAUCACUACUGAUCCGAGCUCUGACUUUACACCUCCCUUUCGACAAGGACUACAAGAUGAUCUGCAUUACGUUGCUGAUGAUGAUUGACGACGUAUACGGAUGGCUUGUGGUCCACAGCUACUACAGGAAAUUGACUCCUCAGGGCACGGACGUGGUUUAACUGCACUGACCUACCACAAGAAGAAUUGUGGGGAGAGAGUUGAUGGAGUUGACAUUUGAGAGAAAAUUCACAAGAGGAGAAGAUAAUUAGAAAAGUCUUCUUAAUCAUGACUUACAUAAUUAGUCCCAACACAAAUAAAUUUAUAACAGUGAUUUUAAAACACAAACCUAUAAUGUUAUCUUGUAGCGUGAACUAUGUAGAUAAUUUACUUGCCUAAAACUAAAAUUGUAAAAAAAAGCCAAAACAAAACAUACAAAGCUGUUCAGAAAAAUGUUGA